Molecule: messenger RNA, 3303 nt
Organism: Pangasianodon hypophthalmus (striped catfish)
Lineage: Eukaryota; Metazoa; Chordata; Actinopteri; Siluriformes; Pangasiidae
Gene: wrap53
Product: WD repeat containing, antisense to TP53
Exons: 11
Coding region: 499-2088 (529 amino acids)
Biological process (GO): Cajal body organization
Cellular component (GO): Cajal body
Molecular function (GO): protein binding; RNA binding
Source: RefSeq, a predicted model, not a curated record
UUGCAAAUAUAUGUAAAUAUUAUACUAGAAAAACGAGUGCACUUUUAGUAUUUUAGUACCGGUUUUAGUACACUUAACCGGUUGUUUCCGGUUUAGCCCAUAUUCGUGGCCCUCUUGUGGACGAGCCGAGUAGUGCAGCUGUUCCAAAUAACGAAAAUCUCGCGAGAUCUGGACACUUUUGUUUCUGAUAAUGGCGGCGUCCUGUGUGUGUAAACACGCAGCAUGGGAUGUGAUUAUUAUUGGCUACAGUUGAAGUUUUAUUGCCAGAAGCGCUGUGUUUAUGCAUGUUAAAUAAGUGGAAGGAGGAAAUUUAACCGAAGGACAUCAAGGCGCGACAAAUUUUGGAACAGGAUUCAGUUUUUUGCACCGUCCCCAGAAACAUUACUCUGAUGGCCCAAACUUCUGUCUGAGAACGAUAGUGACACACAAACCAAACGCCUUCUGAAGGUCUUUCCCACACACACACUUCUAGACUCAGAGACUGAGAGAGGUGUGAAUAUGUCCGAUCCUGGACCCUGCAGUGAGGCGGUUAGUUUAGGAGGAACAGGACAGGAGGCAGAAGCUGAUGGAGAUCCACCUUGUGCUGAGCCUCCUCCACCCUGCACUGAAGAGGAUGCUCAGCUUACUGCCAAACAGCCACCUCUUGGUGAAGGGAUGGAGAUAGACUUUGGUCGGCCUGAUACAUGCACUGAGACACUAACAGGAGUUAGUGAGGAUCAGGAUGCUGGUGGAAUCCCAGACAAAGUGUCAGAGGAUGCAGGAGAGAGACCUGAAGAAUUGACACAAAGAGAUGAAGAGUGGCAAGAAACUGAAGAGACAGUCGCAGUGACUGAGAGGAAAGAGGAUGAAGGAGGAGAUGAGCAGGAAAACACUGACACAGAGCCCACUGAGUAUCAGCGUCAGUACCUGGGCCUGGAUUUCAGUCAGAACCUCCAGAUGCUGACAGGGUCCUGGGCAGAAUACACACACACUCCGGAGAACUACCUCAGAGGCUGCAAAUGGGCUCCAGAUGGUUCCUGUAUCCUCUCGAACAGUGCAGAUAAUGUGCUGCGUGUGUAUAAUCUCCCGCCCGAGCUCUACAGCAGCAGCUGGGAUCUGCUCUCAGAGAUGAGUCCUGUGCUGAGGAUGACUGAAGGAGACACCAUCUAUGACUACUGCUGGUUUCCAAAGAUGAGCUCUUUGGAUCCAGACACCUGCUUUAUCGCUAGCAGUAGCCGUGACAACCCAGUCCACAUAUGGGACGCUUUCUAUGGUAACCUCUGCGCAACCUUUCGACCCUACAACCACCUGGAUGAGCUGACGGCAGCCUAUUCGUUGUGUUUCUCUCCGGAUGGCUCGCAGCUCUACUGCGGAUUUGAUAAGACAGUCAGGGUGUUCUACACAGAGCGCCCUGGUCGGGAUUGUGAGCAGAGGCCUACUGUCGUGAAGAAACAGGGCCAGAGUGGUAUAAUCUCAUGCAUGGCAUUUAGUCCAUCUCAGCCAGUGUACGCCUGCGGUUCAUAUUCACGAACAGUGGGUCUAUACUCGUGUGAGGAUGGAUCAAUGUUGGCUCUCUUGCCUCAACGCCACCAUGGUGGAGUCACACACCUGCUUUUCUCCCCGGAUGGCAACCACCUGUACACAGGCGCCCGCAAGGAUCCAGAGAUCCUGUGUUGGGAUCUGAGAGAUCCGGGUCAGGUUCUGUUCUCACUACCCAGAACUGUGAGCACUAACCAGCGCAUUUACUUCGACCUAGAUCCGUCUGGCCGGUACCUCGUGAGUGGAGACACUGAGGGAGUGAUGUCAGUAUGGGACACAUUGACAGCCCCUCCUGAUGGUAAUGAAGAGGUGCUGAGGCCCGUGCUCCAGUUUCAGGCUCACACAGACUGCACUAAUGGCAUCAGUCUUCAUCCUUUUAUGCCAUUAGUGGCGUCCUGCAGCGGUCAGCGUCAGUUCCCGUGGCCUGGAGACAGCGAUGACUCAGACUUAGAGGAGGACAGGAUGAUGACAUCCAGCGACAUCAGAGAGGACAAUGGGCUCGUGCUGUGGUGGGCGGGGCCACUGGGUUCAACCAGUGAACAGGGGCAGGAAGAAGGGAGCACGGCUUGAGAACUUAUCAUCUGUAACUGUUCCAUUUUUCGUGAACUGGACCAAGAUUUACGAACUGCCUGGUUGCAGUAACGACUGUGACAGGGAUUUAUAUAUUCGUGUAUAAUGUCAGAGACAGUCUUACAAACAAUGAGCUAAAGACUUUAUUGAUUAUAGAGAAGCUUGUAAUGUGUUUUGAGUGAGGUCUUUCACAGAUUCUGAUGGCAGAGGAAAAGGAUUUAAAAGCUCAGUUGAUUUUUAAAAAAAGCAAAGGCCUAAGCCAGGCAGUGAACUUUUUCAAUCCAUUAGUGAAUUAGUUCAGUAUAAUGUGGCCAAGGACUUUAAAUUUUUUUUUUUUUUUUUUUUUUCAUUAAGGGAAUUGGAUUCUCUUUAGUGCUUGUGUUGCACUGAUCGCUCCCCAGUAGGAAAUUUACUUCGUUUGUUUUUUAACUUGCAGUAUUUACUGAUUGUGGCAACUGAGAAAAGCCUUUCGCUCUUUUGAGAAAUUGAAAAAGACAUUUCCUUGAAUACGAAGUUGCUUAAAUGGUCAUGUUGGAGAUAAGAAUGGAGGCACACACUGAAUCAUUGCUUGGCAUUCUGUGUACUUUUUCCUCCACUGCCCUCCCAAUCUAAUUCUUCUGCUCCGGUGAGACGCUGCUUCAUUUAUUACAUCUUCUGUGUGCAGUGCUGCCGUGUACAUCUGUAAAUCAUUUUUUUAGUCAAUGAUAACAUGAGUGUAAGAACCAGCUUUUUCUUUGCUCUACAACCCCAGUGAGUCUGGAUAUCCACACAGAUUUGUACAUGUUUUGGGUGACAAUUGGGAAUGUGGGUAUGACUGUCUUUUGUAGGAUAUGCAAGUGGUGGAUCUGAAUCUAAUUAACGUAGGCUAUUUACAGGGAGCUAUUUAUAGAUUGUAAAUGACUUUAUAAACUUCUGUCUCUUGAAGUGCCUGAUCACUGAAGGUGCAGUUUGACAUUUUUAAAUGUGCUUCGAGAUCUACAAUGAUCAUGUCUCUUCAAAGAUACUUUUAAAAAAACUGAUGCAUAAUAUUGUCAGGCAAUUAAUCUUCACGAGUUUGAGGUUUGUGGAUAAAUGAAAUAGGCUCUACCUCCAGCUGGAACAGAGCUGCUCAGGAUUACUAGAGAUGCAUCAAUACCUAUCCUAGUACCAAAAACACAUACUUGGUCUGUAAUAAAGAAAAAAACCUGUAUCAGUGCAUUACUACUGUAUACAGAA